UCGUAAAUCAAGGUUACAUAUUUUGUAUAAAUAGGGGCAAGUCUUCAUCAACCAUCGUUCAUGCACGGUGAGUUGAUUUGAAAGAACUCGGAACGUACAGAAGCAACGGGGAUGGCUUUAACUUUCAGUGAAUAUCCUACGUGGUGCAAACCCAUGCCUGUCAAUGGACAAGGGGUUUUCACAUUCAACAUCAUCCGGAGCAGUCCUUUCCGUAUUGUCAUCUCUAAUUCGCCUACUAAUGACACUAUCAUGCUCACCAUUGGUAGCAACUUCGCUGAAUUUGGCUUGACACAUGAAAGCACAUAUGAAACUCUUCAUCGGUCAGACCAACCUGACUGUGGUUACGACGCUGGUCAGAAGAUUUCCUAUUGGUUCAGCUAUAACCGAGAUAGCCUCGUUUUGAAAUACGGUAAAGGCUACACUAUGGAAGAAACUACUUUGCUGGAGUACGAUUUUCUUAAAGACAAAACCCCAGAAGAAGCAGAGCAGAUUAGAGAAAAAUAUCAUGGUCUUUUUAACGCAGAAGGUCAAGGUCUGGUGCGUCUGUAUGACAGCGAUCAGUUGCGAGGUUCUUCAACCUCUUCAAGUAUGAUAGACAUUGAGAAAAAAGUUGCAUUCUAUAAGAACCCUUUUAUCAGCAACCUAUCCCCUAUCGUCCUAGACAGCUCCAAAGUGACUCUCUUUACACUGGACAAUGCUAAUUACAUGCUUACAGGAAGUCUUCCACCUGCCUGCAAGGAGCUGUAUGAUAACAUAGGAAACUGUGAGCUAAACUGGCCACCGGAAGUGGACGAAGUUCUUCUCUCAGAUGCUAUACGCUUCAGCAUUGAAACCAAAGGAUGCCUCCUUUACGAAAAACUAAAAUCUAAAUCCGGCGAGUUCGGUCCAGACAGUGGGGCAAAUGAGACCUACCUGCGCGUGACACUUGGGCACAGUCUUGGGAACUCGCCUGGAAUACCUUACGUCCUUGAGAUUUGGCCUUCAAAACACUACAGUCCUAUACAUAACCAUGGAAACUCGAACGCUGUUAUCAAAGUCCUGUUUGGUCAAAUCAACAUUUCCAUUUACAACAAACAGACAACAGACCCAAAUGCAGUUCCUUUGAGGAAGUUUAAUGCUGUCAAAGGAAAUGUAACAUGGAUCAAUAGGAACUGGUUCCAAACACACAAGCUCUGGAACGACACUGAUGACUUCUGCGCCACCAUCCAAUGUUAUAACUACGACGCAGGGGACACAACUCACUGGCCAUACUUCGACUACGUCAGUGAGAACAGUACCAUUGAAGAGUUUAUACCUAACUCGGAUUUCACAUUUAGAGAGAUGCGAGACAAGGUGUUGGCAGAAUACCGACAUGGAUUCACCCCAAUCAACCCACCGCAAUAGCCGAUGUAGACGAACUGCAUCCUUCUGCUGAAACAUGACAACAUGACUAUCACUCUAAUCUGAAGAGAAGAAAAUGAUAAUGAGCAUUGCUUGAUUGUGCUUAUCAAUCUUUUAUGCUCUUCUAUAUCACAUAAUAUUGAUAUCAUAUCGUUUGAAUGAUACUUAUUUCAAGAUUUUUUUUUUUCGAAUCGAAGACGUGUUUUUCCAGUGUCAAUUGCAAACCUAUUUGAAGCAAAUCUUUUAAUGUUUAUUGACUGGCCACCGUUUCCCUGACGUUUAGUUUCGACAUUUUAAACAUCAAUUGUUCAAAUUCAAAUUAUCUAAUAGAAAAUAAAAUCGGUUUUGUAUUAACGUUCAAUUUCGGCCUCCUGGGCGGGAGUGGCAGGGUCCAAUGCAGAAAAUAGAUCAAUUUCUUUAAAAGAUAUCUUGUUCUUCAGGAAUUGAAGAAUAUUGUCCAAAUAUGGUAUUAAAAUGCUUGGGUGUAGGCAAAUCAGUUUUGUAUAAACGCCCUGUCUGACCCACCUGGGCCAGAGGGGCGGGGCCUCAUAGUGUGCAUAAUGGUACAUAUAUCAAUAUUCUUAUCAAUUUUUAUAUUUGCAUAAACUAUCUUGUUUUGCGAUAAAACAUAUAUUCUCUGUGUAUGCUGCAAAGUUUUAGGGGCGUGGCAGUUGUUACAGCCGUUACCAGCUGAUAACUGUACAGGUGACCCAUAUAGAUGACUUAGGUAUGUAUAUUCUAUGGCAUGGUUCAGUGAAAACGCUAAUUUUUAAAUAUGAAAACAAUACACAUUUAGAUAUCUUUCAAUUUAUGCAGUAUAUCGAAAGCAUCAAGG
This is a messenger RNA of Ylistrum balloti, 2215 nucleotides long. RefSeq lists its product as uncharacterized. The transcript has 4 exons. The coding region runs from base 112 to 1383 and encodes 423 amino acids. The record is from RefSeq and is a predicted model, not a curated record. Lineage: Eukaryota; Metazoa; Mollusca; Bivalvia; Pectinida; Pectinidae.